AUGGAUAACAUUCCUUAGGAUUAUUUUAAACAAUAAAGAUAAAAUAAAAGAGAUAGUGAUGCAAAUAUUCAAAAGGGAAUCGUCAAAAUAGUUAAGAAAUAAACCUCAUCCUAUCAUACUUCUUAUUAUCAAGAAGAGCUCAAGAUAUUUGAAAAUUAAUUUGAAUCUCUUCUUCAUUAGAAGAUAAAGUAAAGGAUAAAUGAUGCGAAUCAUAGAAUAUUCAGAGAUAUUUAAAAUAGAAGAUAUCCCAGGAAAUAAUAAACUAUUUCAUUCAAAAAAUUUCGUUUAAUUAUGGAUUAUGAUUUUUCAAUCUAAUGAGUUUAUUUAUAUUUAUGUCAUCA
Paramecium octaurelia is the source of this 341-nucleotide messenger RNA. NCBI's taxonomy places the organism in Eukaryota, Ciliophora, Oligohymenophorea, Peniculida, Parameciidae. The record is from the annotation of a GenBank genome assembly.